Molecule: messenger RNA, 1083 nt
Organism: Pygocentrus nattereri (red-bellied piranha)
Lineage: Eukaryota; Metazoa; Chordata; Actinopteri; Characiformes; Serrasalmidae
Exons: 8
Coding region: 198-1073 (291 amino acids)
Source: RefSeq, a predicted model, not a curated record
ACGAAACGGCUUUAAAGCGUCCGUUGCGUUUUAGUCGUGAACUUUCUGUUUUCACUGGUUUCAUUUUGAUGAAGACGAGAGAAAACAGCUGCCCACUCUGAUUGGCGUUUCCUGCAUCGAGUCUACAUCUCCCCAGAAUAUGGCACUAUUGAGUCUGUGUUACAGCUAAUUGCGAGUGAAGCAGCUUCUUCCCAAAGAUGCAGGAGGACUGGGGUUGGAAAGAGGCUGCUCAGAGGAGGUCCUCACAGUUUGUGACUCGAGUAAGUCCGAGACAGAGAUCCGGCAGUUACAGUGAGCCAGAGUCUGAAAACGCUGAGGUCAUAACGGAGGCUUCUACUGAUGAUCCUGAUGAGUCUGCACAGAGAAGCAGAGCCGAGAGCCAGCAGACAACCCCAACAGACUCACCUGAAAUAGAUCAGUCAGACAUAAAAGAUAUGUCUGAGGUGUCAGAGGAAGAUACUACAGCCACAUCAGCUGGAGAUGUGAGAAAAGUAGCUGUAGCUGAGCUAAAGCUUAAAGCAGAGCAAACAGAGAAGAGCUCUCGAAAGAAGAGUCCUCAUCUAAAGCACCCAAGUCUGAAAGUGGACAACGCUCACAUGCACAUGUCUCUACAUCACGGUGUGCUGACACCAAUGGGCCGAGUGAAGACCACCAAGACAUGGAAAACUGUUCAGAUCGAAGAUAGAUUACGAAAGCUAUCGAUCAAACACCCUGGGAUGGAAACAAAGGAGAUGAUGACCCCAGUGCAGAUCAAGGUGAACCUGACGCUGAAAGAAAGAGACCACCUCACCUUUGAUCAGGUCAAGCAGAUUGAGUUCACGUCUCAGUCAGGCCUGAAUCAGUACCUGAAAACACUGGCUCUGUAUAAACGGCGUGACUUCUGGAACUCGUGGAAGUCUUUACAGACCUAUUGCCGGCUGCAUCGCUGCAAACAUUUCCCACAAACCUUCAGCACAUAUUCCUGGUCCUGGAGCACCUGCCGCAACAUGCUUGAAGUCACUGAGCUGCUGCAGAGCAAAGAGUCUCCCAGCCAAGCCUUGGAAAAGUUUCCUCCCAUGCAAAAAGUAACAUAAUAUAUACCAA